AUUGCCAGUGCGGUCGAGGCCAUCCUGACAGCAGAUUCAGCCUCGCGGAAGCAGGAGGUGCAGGCUUGGGACGGAGAGGUUCGUCGUGUUUCCAAACACGCCUUUACUCUGCACCAGCUGCAGAAUGAUGUCCGCAUCCCACCGUGCGGCUGGAAGUGCAGCAAGUGUGACAUGAGGGAGAACCUGUGGCUGAACAUGACCGAUGGAGCCAUCCUCUGCGGUCGGCGGUAUUUUGAUGGCAGCGGUGGCAACAAUCACGCGGUCGAGCACUACCGGGAAACUGGCUACCCGCUGGCUGUGAAACUGGGAACAAUUACUCCUGAUGGGGCUGACGUCUACUCCUAUGAUGAGGAUGAUAUGGUGUUGGAUCCCAACCUGGCAGAACACCUCGCUCACUUUGGGAUUGACAUGCUCAAGAUGCAGAAGACAGACAAGACAAUGACAGAACUGGAAAUAGACAUGAACCAGCGCAUUGGGGAGUGGGAGCUCAUCCAGGAGUCUGGCGUGCAGCUCAAGCCCCUCUAUGGACCUGGGUACACUGGUAUCCGUAACCUGGGCAACAGUUGCUACCUCAAUUCUGUGAUGCAGGUGCUGUUCAGUAUCCCAGACUUCCAGAGAAAGUAUGUGGACAAGCUGGAGAAGAUAUUCCAAAGUGCACCUUCGGACCCCACACAGGACUUCAGCACACAAGUAGCCAAACUGGGCCAUGGACUGCUUUCUGGGGAGUAUUCAAAGCCAGCUUCAGCAGAUGGGGAACAGCAGCCCGAUCAGAAGGGUAUGCAAAAUGGCAUUGCUCCACGGAUGUUUAAGUCCCUCAUUGGAAAGGGACACCCAGAAUUUUCCACUAACCGACAGCAGGAUGCCCAGGAAUUCUUUCUGCACUUCAUCAACAUGGUGGAGAGGAACUGCCGCAGCUCGGAGAACCCUAAUGAGGUCUUCCGUUUUCUGGUGGAGGAGAAGCUGAAGUGCCUGGCCACAGAAAAGGUGAAAUAUACCCAGCGUGUGGACUACAUCAUGCAGCUGCCCGUGCCCAUGGAUGCUGCGCUCAACAAAGAUGAACUACUGGAAUAUGAGGAGAAGAAGCGUCAGGCAGAGGAGGAGAAGCAGCCACUGCCUGAGCUGGUGCGAGCCAAGGUGCCUUUCAGCUCCUGCCUAGAGGCCUAUGGAGCUCCAGAGCAGGUGGAUGACUUCUGGAGCACAGCCUUGCAGGCCAAGUCUGUGGCUCUCAAAACAACACGGUUCGCCUCUUUCCCGGAUUAUCUGGUGAUCCAGAUCAAGAAAUUCACUUUUGGUCUGGACUGGGUACCCAAAAAGCUUGAUGUCUCCAUUGAAAUGCCAGAGGAGCUGGAUAUCUCUGCACUGCAGGGAACAGGGCUGCAAGAUGGAGAAGAAGAAAUGCCAGACAUCGCACCCCCGCUGGUGACACCAGACGAGCCCAAAGGUAGCCUGGGGUUCUAUGGCAACGAGGACGACGACUCCUUCUGCUCCCCUCACUUCUCCUCUCCGACAUCACCCAUGUUGGAUGAGUCAGUGAUUAUCCAGCUGGUGGAGAUGGGCUUUCCCAUGGAUGCCUGCCGCAAAGCUGUGUAUUACACAGGGAACAGCGGGGUCGAGGCUGCCAUGAACUGGGUCAUGUCGCAUAUGGAUGAUCCAGACUUUGCUAACCCGUUAGUUCUUCCUGGAUCCAGUGGACCAGGGUCAACUAUCGCUUGCCCAGACCCUCCCUCAGAAGACAGUGUGGCCACCAUUGUCUCCAUGGGCUUCUCCCGGGACCAGGCUAUGAAAGCGCUUAGAGCCACGAACAACAGUCUGGAGCGUGCUGUGGAUUGGAUCUUUAGUCACAUUGAUGACCUUGAUGCAGAAGCUGCUAUGGAUAUCUCAGAGGGGCGCUCGGCAGCCGAGUCCAUCUCUGAGUCUGUCCCUGUGGGUCCUAAAGUGCGCGAUGGGCCUGGAA
This is a messenger RNA of Antrostomus carolinensis (chuck-will's-widow), 1954 nucleotides long. It is a transcript of the gene USP5, whose product is annotated as ubiquitin specific peptidase 5. The annotation marks the transcript as partial. The record is from RefSeq and is a predicted model, not a curated record. The transcript has 14 exons. Lineage: Eukaryota; Metazoa; Chordata; Aves; Caprimulgiformes; Caprimulgidae. Gene Ontology annotation, molecular function: cysteine-type deubiquitinase activity; zinc ion binding; protein binding. Gene Ontology annotation, biological process: protein deubiquitination.